Molecule: messenger RNA, 2130 nt
Organism: Plasmodium knowlesi strain H
Lineage: Eukaryota; Apicomplexa; Aconoidasida; Haemosporida; Plasmodiidae
Product: Plasmodium exported protein, unknown function
Exons: 2
Coding region: 1-2130 (709 amino acids)
Source: RefSeq, a predicted model, not a curated record
AUGUUUGGGAAGAAAUAUAAAAUGUUACAUAAAAUGUCGAAACAUGGGAAAAAGGAAAAUUCACCAGAGAAUUCUAUAACUGCUGAUAUUGAAACGUUUAAGAAAUCUGAGCGUAAAGGUGUACUAAAUAAAUGUUUUUUCCUCCUUAAUAUUUUUAUUGUUUCAUUUUUAAUAUGGAAUUUACAGAACCCUAAUAGUAGUUGCACCUCUGAUGAAUCGUGCGUUUCCAGUAAUGUUGUGCGGAUGAAUCCCCUGAGCAAUGGUAAUCGAGUGUUACUGGAAACUGAGCAAAUCGAUAGAAUGAGCUAUGAUGAUAAUUCUGCGGUGAGUUCUCCUGGUCAACAACACUUCAGAGGGAGUAAUAUAAAACCGGAUUUCAGCAAAUUAGGAACGGAAUUAAAUGGCAACGAGGAAAGAAUGAAUGAGGAAAUGAACACAAAUCACAAGACAGAGAAGACGAAUUUUAAGGACCACUUUCCAAAAGAGGAAAAGAGAACAAAUCAAAAUAAUGGAGAGGAAAAUACAAAUAUUUAUAAUGAUGUUCAAGACAUUUAUAACGCAUAUAAUAAUGUGAACAAUGAUUUGAAUUCCUCCCAGGGGAAUGAGCCUUUUAUUUCCAAUACAAAUAAAGCAAAUGUGGACAGGGAGGGAAACUACGAUAAGGAAGAGGGAGAAAAUGAAAGCGGUAGCAAUGAACCCAAGGAACAGGAUGAUUUAGGUAAGGAUGAGGAGGGCGAUGAAGACGGCAUGGAGGAAGAUAAGAAAGAGGAGAACGGAGAAGAUAAGGAAGGAGACCAAGGAAAGGAUGAGGGAAAAGAGGACAACAGGGAAGAUGAUAAGGACGAUAAGGAUAAGGGUAAAAAGGAUAAGGAUGACGAUGACGAUGAUGACAAUGAUGAUGACGACAACGACGAAGAAGAUGAUGGUAGUGACGAUGAUAAUAAUGAUGAUGAUGAUGAAAGAAAAAAAGCAAAAGAUGAAGAAGAAUUUGCAGGAAAGAACUGCGUAAAAGGUGGGUGUCUAUUUAUGGAUGAUAAUACAGAAAAUAAAGGAUGUACUUUUAAGGAUAACUGCCGAAAAAAGGAUGACUCUACAGUAAAAAGUGAAUGUCCAUGUAAAGACAAGUCUGUAGAAAAAGAGCAAUGUACCGAAUCAGGCGAAUGUUCAAAAAAUUAUGGAUGUGCCUUUAAAGAGCAGAAGAAGGGAAAUGAAGGACAUCUACGUAAAGAUAAGUUUGCAGGAAAAGAUUCUGGCGAAUUCGAAAGAUGCCCAUUUACUGGUAUAUGUUUAAAAAAGUAUCGAUGUUCAUCCAAAGAUAAUGAUGCAGAAAAAGAAGAUUGUGCGAAAAAAACGGGAUGCCCCUAUAUGAAGCAAGUAUGCUCCGGAAAAAAAGAGUGCCCAUUUAAAGCUCAAAAUUCUGAGAGUGACAAAUGUGCCGGAAAAAAAGAGUGCCCAUUUAAAGCCCAAAAUACUGAAAGUGACAAAUGUGCCGGAAAAAAAGAGUGCCCAUUUAAAGCCCAAAAUACUGAAAGUGACAAAUGUGCCGGAAAAAAAGAGUGCCCAUUUAAAGCCCAAAAUUCUGAAAGUGAUAAAUGUGCCGGAAAAAAAGAGUGUCCAUUUAAAACUCAAAAUACUGAAAGUGACAAAUGUGCUGGAAAAAAAGAGUGUCCAUUUAAAGCUCAAAAUUCUGAGAGUGACAAAUGUGCCGGAAAAAAAGAGUGUCCAUUUAAAGCCCAAAAUACUGAAAGUGAUAAAUGUGCCGGAAAAAAAGAGUGUCCAUUUAAAGCCCAAAAUUCUGAAAGUAACAAAUGUGCCGGAAAAAAAGAGUGUCCAUUUAAAGCCCAAAAUUCUGAAAGUAACAAAUGUGCCGGAAAAAAGGAGUGUCCAUUUAAAGCUCAAAAUUCUGAGAGUGACAAAUGUGCCGGAAAAAAAGAGUGCCCAUUUAAAGCUCAAAAUUCUGAGAGUGACAAAUGUGCCGGAAAAAAAGAGUGCCCAUUUAAAACUCAAAAUUCUGAAAGUAACAAAUGUGCCGGAAAAAAAGAGUGCCCAUUUAAAGCCCAAAAUUCUGAAAGUAACAAAUGUGCCGGAAAAAAAGAGUGUCCAUUUAAAGGAGGGUGUGAAAAAAAAUGA